Salvia hispanica is the source of this 3575-nucleotide messenger RNA. Its product is annotated as putative E3 ubiquitin ligase SUD1. Gene Ontology annotation, biological process: ERAD pathway. Lineage: Eukaryota; Viridiplantae; Streptophyta; Magnoliopsida; Lamiales; Lamiaceae. Gene Ontology annotation, molecular function: zinc ion binding. Gene Ontology annotation, cellular component: endoplasmic reticulum membrane. The record is from RefSeq and is a predicted model, not a curated record.
CUUCCGUUUCCCCAAUUUUCACAAAAUUCACAAACAGCCCUCUCGGAAACAUUUAUUCCCACACAGCUCCCCAAAAUCCACAAAUCCCCACCAACCCUAAGAGAGAGAGAGAGACGAUCCACCGGUUCAUCCACCGACUCGAUGGAGAUCGGGCCGGAGACGGCGGCGGAGGCUGAGAGGCUCUUGCCUUUGGAAUCCUCAGCGUCUUCGAUCGGUUCUUCGCCGGGAGAGAACAGUAGCGGCGGCGGCGGAGGGGAUAAUGCUAAGACCAGGUUUAAUUUGUUGGAUGACGACGAGGAGGGGGAUGUUUGCCGGAUCUGCAGGAAUCCUGGCGACGCGGAUAAUCCGUUGCGGUACCCCUGCGCGUGCAGCGGCAGCAUCAAGUUCGUUCACCAGGAUUGCCUUCUUCAGUGGCUGAAUCACAGCCAGGCUCGCCAAUGCGAGGUCUGCAAACAUCCAUUUUCAUUUUCUCCAGUUUAUGCUGAAAAUGCUCCCACAAGACUUCCAUUUCAAGAAUUUAUUGUUGGGAUAGCUAUGAAGGCUUGCCAUGUUCUGCAAUUCUUUCUACGUCUCAGUUUUGUGCUUUCUGUUUGGCUUCUCAUCAUUCCAUUCAUCACAUUUUGGAUUUGGAGGCUGGCAUUUGUUAGAAGUUUUGGAGAAGCCCAGAGAUUAUUCUUGAGCCACUUAUCUACAACAGUCAUUCUCACUGACUGCUUGCAUGGAUUUCUGCUGUCUGCUAGCAUUGUUUUCAUUUUUCUCGGGGCGACUUCCUUGAGAGAUUACUUUAGACAUUUACGAGAGCUUGGUGGACAAGAUGCUGACAGAGAAGAUGAAGGAGACAGAAAUGGAGCUCGUGCUGCAAGAAGGAAUCCAGCUCAAGUCAAUAGAAAUAUUCCUGUUGAGGGGAAUGGUGAAGAUGCUGGUGGAGCCCAAGGAAUUGCUGGUGCUGGUCAGAUGAUUCGACGAAAUGCAGAAAAUGUUGCAGCUAGGUUGGAGAUGCAGGCAGCUCGGCUUGAGGCUCAGGUUGAACAGAUGUUUGAUGGUUUGGAUGAUGCUGAUGGGGCAGAAGAUGUACCUUUUGAUGAGCUGGUUGGCAUGCAGGGGCCUGUGUUUCAUCUGGUUGAAAAUGCAUUUACAGUUCUUGCGAGUAAUAUGAUAUUCCUUGGAGUUGUAAUCUUUGUGCCAUUCUCAUUGGGGCGGUUUAUAAUAUCUUACCUAUCUUGGAUUUUGUCAUCUGCUACCAAUCCAGUGUUGUCCACAGUUGUUCCACUGACUGAAUCAGCACUUUCUUUGGCCAAUAUCACUCUGAAAACUGCUCUGACUGCUGUUGUAAAUCUAACAUCUGAUAAUCAAGACCAAAGGAUGCUUGGUCAGGUUGCAGAUGUACUGCAAGCAAAUGCAACAGGACAAACUAUCGCAAGCAAUAUAAGCUCUACGGUGGCAACAGACAUCUUGAAAGCACAGUCAGUUGGGGCGUCACGUCUCUCUGAUGUUACUACUCUUGCUGUUGGCUACAUGUUCAUAUUUUCUUUUGUCAUCUUCUAUCUUGGGAUUGUUACCUUAAUCAGGUAUUCAAGAGGAGAACCUUUGACAAUGGGGAGGUUCUAUGGUAUUGCUUCCAUUGCAGAAACUAUUCCGUCCCUCUUCAGGCAGUUUGUGGCUGCAAUGCGGCAUCUUAUGACAAUGAUUAAAGUUGCGUUCCUUCUGGUGAUUGAGCUGGGUGUUUUCCCUCUGAUGUGUGGUUGGUGGCUGGAUGUUUGUACUAUAAGGAUGUUUGGGAAGUCAAUUUCUCAGAGAGUUGAGUUCUUCUCAGUUUCGCCAUUAGCAAGCUCCUUGGUUCAUUGGGUUGUGGGAAUUGUGUACAUGCUGCAAAUAAGUAUCUUUGUCAGCCUUCUUCGAGGGGUCCUGCGCAAUGGGGUUCUUUACUUUCUCCGUGAUCCUGCUGAUCCUAAUUACAAUCCAUUUCGUGAUCUCAUUGAUGAUCCUGUGCACAAGCAUGCUCGUAGAGUUUUGUUGUCCGUUGCUGUAUACGGGAGUUUGAUAGUCAUGUUGGUAUUUUUGCCUGUUAAACUAGCAAUGAAGAUGGUUCCUUCCAUUUUCCCUCUGGAUAUCUCUGUCUCCGAUCCAUUUACUGAAAUUCCAGCUGACAUGCUCUUAUUUCAAAUAUGCAUUCCUUUUGCUAUUGAGCAUUUCAAACUACGACAUACUCUCAAAUCCCUUCUCCGGUAUUGGUUCACUGCUGUUGGCUGGGCUCUUGGCUUGACAGAUUUUCUACUCCCAAAGCCAGAUGAUAAUGGUGGACAUGAAAAUGGAAAUGCUGAUAUGGGCAGACAUGAGAGAGGACAUGGACCCGCAGUUGGUCAGGAACGAGUGGUAGCCCUUGAAGAUGUGAACAGACCCAGACGUUUGGCUGCAACUGUCGAAUCGACUGAGGAGCUUGAUGAUGAACUAACUGAUACAGAAAGGUGGGCUUUUGUACUUCGGAUUGUGCUAUUGUUGAUGGUUGCUUGGAUGACACUGCUUAUAUUCAACUCCGCGUUGAUAAUUGUACCAAUAUCCCUCGGGAGAACACUCUUUGAUGCCCUUCCGCUUCUCCCAUUGAGUCAUGGCAUUAGGUGCAAUGAUUUAUACGCUUUCGUCAUUGGAAGCUAUGUCAUUUGGACUGGUUUGGCUGGAGCAAGGUACUGUGUUGAUCUCAUUAGAACAAAGAGAACUAGAGUAUUGCUUAACCAGAUAUGGAAAUGGUGUGGCAUUAUUUUCAAGAGUUCUGUGCUGUUGUCAAUAUGGAUAUUCGUGAUUCCAGUGUUAAUCGGGCUGCUGUUUGAACUCCUCGUGAUUGUGCCAAUGCGGGUUCCAGUGGAUGAAAGUCCGGUUUUCCUUUUGUAUCAAGAUUGGGCAAUGGGGCUAAUAUUUUUGAAGAUCUGGACUAGAAUGGUUAUGCUAGAUCACAUGAUGCCACUGGUGGACGAGAGCUGGCGUUUAAAAUUUGAAAGGGUGAGAGAAGAUGGUUUCUCACGUCUGCAAGCCUUCCGGGUUCUCCGGGAGAUUGUGUUCCCGAUCAUUAUGAAGCUGCUUACCGCGUUAUGUGUACCGUAUGUUCUGUCGAGAGGGGUGUUUCCCAUAUUCGGGUACCCGCUGGUCGUAAACUCAGCUGUGUACCGAUUUGCGUGGCUGGGAUGUCUGAUCUUCAGCGUGCUGUAUUUCUGUGCCAAGCGAUUCCACGUGUGGUUCACGAAUCUCCACAACUCGAUACGAGAUGAUCGAUACUUGAUUGGGCGGAGGCUCCAUAAUUAUGGAGAGAGGGAGAAUGUAGUUAUGAUGAGGCAACACGGGCGUGGUAUUCCGGAAGACAGAGAGCAGCAUCCAGGGUUGAUACGUAGGUACGUUGUUCCAGAAGAAGAAUAGUAGGCAAACAAAUUUGCCUCUUGCGAAUAUGAAUAUUAAUAUGGCUGGAUUGACUUUCUUGUAGAGUUAUAUUUGUUUUUUUCUUUUCUUUUUAACUUGACAUUGUACUCUACAAGAUAUAGGAUGGUGCUUGUUGCUUCAAAUAUGGAAGCUAUAAUUUUCUGUCUGCU